Molecule: messenger RNA, 3993 nt
Organism: Eimeria mitis
Lineage: Eukaryota; Apicomplexa; Conoidasida; Eucoccidiorida; Eimeriidae
Exons: 9
Coding region: 1-3993 (1330 amino acids)
Molecular function (GO): protein binding
Source: RefSeq, a predicted model, not a curated record
AUGUUAACCGCUAAGCUCUGCAAAGCCUGUGAGGAUGGAGACAUUAAAGAGGUCGAGGAACUCUUGGCAUCUGGGGCUACUCCAAACUUCGCACCAAGUGGGAGUGGGCACCGUUACCCACUGCAUUACGCCGCCACUAGCGGACACGUAGAAAUAGUGAAACUCCUCCUGCAACAUGAAGCGACGGUGGAUCCUUUAGAAGCUUCGAAUGGCUGGACUCCAUUAAUGAUAGCCACGCUGAAGUCAGCCAACUCGCAAAAGCACGUCGACGUGAUGAUGAUAUUGCUGGAGGGCGGCGCCGACGCUGAAGCGAUUGAUGCGCGGGGAAACACAGUACUACAUAUCUUGGCUUCCCUUGGCCAGACAAAGCUGCUAAAGCGACUGCUCCAGAAAAUCCCUUCUCUCGACGUUCUGGGCCCAGGUUUCGGCUACCUAACCCCACUGCAUUAUGCCGCGGAAGCUGGUCACGUGGACACUGUUGAGUUCCUCUUGCAGCUGCGGGCAGAUCCUCGAGGUGUGGACGCGAGCGGGUGGACGCCCGUUCACUGGGCAUGCAGAAGGGGCUACAAACCAGUCCUUGAUCUUCUAUUGAGCUACGGAGGCAGCAUUGAAGAUCGUGAUUUCAGGUCUCUGACACCCCUAGAUGUCGCGUGCCUCUUCAACCACACUGCCUUGGCAAAGCUGCUAGACGCGCAAAUGCUCCCAGGAGGGCAAAGAGACUUCUCCAUUGCAGAUGCUGAGACGGCGUCAAAUAAGAGCUCUGCACUCGGCGACGUGGUGCCUCAAGAGGGCUCGCACGUGCUGGUAGCGGCGCCUGUGGAACAGGGUUGUUCUGCUUCCAGUUCAACUGCAAGCUGGCGUGCUGAAAAGUAUAACACUGGAUGGCGUGGGCAUAAUUUUGGUCGAUUGGUUUUGGGAGCGUUUAUUCUUGUCAUAUCAUUUUGUGACUAUCUCUCAAGAGUUUCUAUGGCUGCCUUCUUUGCAGCUGCGGCACGAACGCUCGAAGCCUUUAAAGUAUUUUUCAUUAGUCGUCGAGGGCUUUUGCUUUAUCUCGAUUGCUUGACUCACGCCUCUGCACUGUGGGUGAAUUCAACAGAAGGAAGCGCUAAGACAAACAGAGACAUCUGCACUCCCAGUGCACUGGAGCUUCCGAUGAACAGAACUGGGCAUAUUAAACCUGUUUCGGAGCAUAGGCUCAGGAGUUUCAGAGAUAGCCCAGGCGUUGUUUAUCCUUCUGAUUCGCCUUCCUCCCCUACAUUCGGUCAAAGCCCACGCAUCGCAGGAGAAGAACGAACGGGACCGGAGGCAGUCAACAUCCGUUCACCUUCCGAAGCAAAGAAUAGCAACACCGGGGCUAUGAAAGACGAGAGGGUUUGGACUCAAUAUCUAAAGGACCCGGCCGGCGGAGACAGUGCUCUCCCCUUCACGCGGUCUACAUACUACACUAGUGCUACCCACCGUGGCACUGUUCCUCAAAGGCUCCAUCCCUGUCCUUCUUUACAGUGUGCCAUACAGCUUCAUCGGCAGCACCUCGAGAUAUACAGAGACAGAGAGUGCCAUAUGACGCACAGCAGGAGUCGCAUUCAACAGUGUGGAAAUGUUGGGUCACCUUCCUCCGGUGCUGACGGUACUGUGUCUGCAAAAGAGCUAGAGCCAGAUGAGCGAAGGCAGGUUAUACCGGAAAAUGUUAGCUGGAGAUUCCACGGGGGCAGCGUCGGGCUGUUUGCUGACUCACUGAGAGCUCACGCUUCCGCACAAAACAGCGCAAGCGUAUCAGAUGUGUGUGAUGAGCCAAAGGAGCAGUACUUGCCAAAUGGCCCAGAGCAAGAAUCAACCAAGUGUCCCCUUGCUGAUGAAAAUUCGCGAGUCAUGUGCAAAUCCCUACAAAAUGACACAGAGAAUCAAUGGCACCAUGGCAUUUUGGCUUUUGCAUAUGGCGGCCAAGAAGCUCACGUAGGACUGCAUGUUGUCGCGGAAGGCCUCUCAGUUGCCUCUAGCCCUGAACGGUUUUUCCCCAAGGAGGCGCAUAAUGGAUGGAGCGACUCGGUUAGCCUUAAGACAGAAAGUGUUGCUUCUCUUUUGGCCGGUGUCAGUCCAUACCGGUCGGUGCAGCAUAAACUGAAGCAGCAGCAAGCUCCUGCUGUACGCACCUCACCGCCGACGAUUCCCCUCUCCAGAUCUCUCCCAGCCCCAGAAUCCCCUCCAGACGUCUCCGAUGACUGCAUUCACGGGGCGGAAGUACUUGGCUCUCGAUCCAUCGCUCGCCCCACAGCGGCGCUUCCCUCUGCUGGUACCAACGCCAGAGCUGGUUGGAGGGGCUCCAAACUCCUCUUCACAUGUGCUCAGCCAGCGCACUGCUUCACUUCUGCUGAGUCCGUCGAAGACCAGAACCGACACACGCAGCAAACACCUGAGCUCCGUCGUGGGUCGCGUGUUUUAAAGAAGUGCAACCAGAUGCCAGUCACUUCUCAUACUGAUGAUGCAGAAUAUGAUACCGUGGUUAUCCAAAGACAGCUGCGUAUAUUCAACUGGUUUGAGCAAUUCGUAGCGUUUAGGCACGCAGAGAUUACUGCGAUGAGUAAAUCAGCAGCAGCGAAAGUAAAUGGGACGGCAUCUGCAACUGCGUCGCGUUCCUCGUGCGGCACCCCUUGGGAAAUUAUACCACCCGUGUCAAGCCUUUCAUCCUCUGUGGACCAGGCGGACUCCCGCAUCAAGUGGGCUACCUUUGGUACGCUAUUCCCGUAUAAUGAAUCUAUGGAGCAGGCGGAUGGUGUAAAGCGAGAAUCGGCAGCGGCGACACUGGAAGAGGAGAGGGUCCCAUGUUUGUGUACUGAGGAUCUAUUUGACUUGCCCAUCAAGGAACCAAUCACGGCGCAUGCUCCGCAACAUCCUUGCGGCAAGGCACGCCAUGAACAGAGGGAUUUCGACCCCUAUCGAAUUAAGAUGGGGAGUGUCUAUCAGGAUUUGCCCACAUCACUUCAUUGGAGCCAAUUCGCUAAUCCUGAUACUUCUGGGGGCGAUAGUAGCACGCGUGGAGAUAGCGGAUCGGAUCAGCUUGCCACACCUAUUCUUCACUACAGAUUUAAAGACAUGGUCGAAUUGCCUCAUUUACGGGAGACCUUUUUCAGUCUUUGGCGCCGGGAAUUCGAAACGCUACUUUUCUACCAGGAGCAUUACUUUGGGUACAACCCGCUAGGGGUGACAGGCGUUCUGCAAGAAGGCGGUAUUAGCGACUUUUCACAAGGGCACACUCCCCGACUGACCAGCACUGAGUUUUGCCCUUCUACCAGUCGAGUGUGCAUCUGCGAUGAUGCAGACACAAUUUUAAAGCAUUCGUCGUGCGACAGGGAGGUGUUGCGGAUUGUCCCUCGGCACGCUUCUGAAGCGCAGGCUCACUGCUCGUUGCAGUUUCCAGCAUCAGGGGGGGCUACAGUAGCUGGAGUUCACGACGGCAUGGCACGUGAUCAAACACAUCUCUGCACCGGGCCGCAGGGGCCCCCAACAACCUACGCCGUUGCCAUAAGCCUGGGGGGAACAGGCCCAUGGAGGCGCCGUCGCUUGAGCAAGAGACGAUGGGUUAGCGGGAAGAAUUCUCUACACGGUCUGCUGAAGCCUCGCGGCACUGCGCUCACACACAGCAACACUGUAUCGGACCUUGUUUCUGCCUUUGGUGAUAUGGAGGAAGAAACAGGGGUGGGAGACGGCAGAGUCGCAGACAACUCAGGAGCCAAACAUGUGUUGGUUGCCGAAGCUUGCCGUUUCCUGAUUGCUCUCUCGUUAACACUGGAUCUUGUCUUAGGUAUCCUGCCUCUGCUAGGUGCAAUCAUUCUUUUCUACCUGCUGCCGUGUAGGGAUCCCUCCUAUCAAAAAUCUGCGGAUUCAACUGCUCUUUCCUUGCCGAGUGUUUGCACGCAGAGUGAGUCAGCCGUGUUAAGCGUGCAGCUUUGGGGAUUGGUCACAGCUUACCACGAGUUCAUCCAUUAUUUGCACUAG